GCCAUGACCCGGCUGAUGUUGGGCCGGACUCUGGAGCGCAUCUGUAAAGGCGUCCUGCUGCUCUGCCUGCUCCACUUCCUCAUCAUGAUGAUCCUGUACUUCGACGUCUACUCUCAACGCUUCGACCUCUUCAGCCGCUUCAACAACGGACGCAACGGAUCCAGGAAUAACGUCAGUGGAGCAGCAGGGGGCGGACAUCAUUAUUACUAUUACAACCUUUCCAGGCCAAAUGCAACGUUAGCCAGCUACCUGGCCACGGGCGAGCAGCUGGUGCCGACAGUGCAGCCAGAGACCAAUCAAACGCCUUCCCCGAAGCCGCUGCCGCCGUGCCCUGAGAACCCGCCCGGCCUCGUGGGGCGUUUGUUGAUCGAGUUCAGCUCCCAGAUGACGAUGGAACGAGUGCAGAAAGAAAACCCCAAUGUGACGGAGGGAGGACGCUACACCCCUCCCGACUGUCGGCCUAGAUGGAAGGUGGCCAUCAUUAUCCCGUUCCGUCACAGGGAAAACCACCUGAAGUACUGGCUCCACUACCUCCACCCUAUCCUCAGACGGCAGAGGAUUGACUACGGCAUCUACAUCAUCAACCAGUUGGGCGAGGACACUUUCAACCGGGCCAAGCUGUUGAAUGUUGGCUACACGGAGGCUCUGAAGGACGCAGAGUACGACUGCUUCAUCUUUAGUGAUGUGGACCUGAUCCCAAUGGACGACCGCAACCUUUACCACUGCUACGACCAGCCAAGACACUUCGCCAUCGCCAUGGACAAGUUUGGCUUCAGGCUGCCCUAUGCAGGCUACUUUGGAGGAGUUUCAGGCCUCAGUAAAAAACAGUUUCUGAAGAUCAAUGGCUUCCCCAACGAGUACUGGGGCUGGGGAGGAGAGGACGACGACAUCUACAACAGGAUCACUCUGAACGGGAUGAAGGUGUCCAGGCCAGACGUUCGCAUUGGCCGCUACAGAAUGAUUAAACACGAGAGAGACAAACACAACGAGCCCAAUCCACAGAGAUUCAAUAAAAUACAGAACACAAAGAACACGAUGAAGAAGGAUGGCAUCAGCUCUCUGACCUACAGACUGGUUCAGGUCAAGAGGUAUCCUCUGUACACAAAUAUCUCUGUGGAGAUCGGCAAGCCACCACCCCGGCCUCUUAAAGGCUAGAAAGAGACAGAGAGGAAGAUGAUGCACAUUGACUGGAGGGAAAAGAUGGAAAGAGGAGAGUUUAAAAGGACAUGAAGAGAAAACGUAUCUGGAAAAAUACUGGAGGAAUUGGAGGGGUGAAGGGGAAAGUAGUCACACGCACAUCCCUGUCUAUUUCUCUCUUUUUACCCCUUCUCUUUUUUUGAGAUUUCAGCUUGCCAUUUCUGUAUCCAGGACUCAGGCUCUUUCCACCUACAACUUUUCUUCAAGAAGCCAGUGGCUUCACACCUCCUACCUUUUCCAAUCAGUGACUUCAGAAUUAGAAUCUGGACCAAAGUUCGAGUAACAGUGGCUGACCAAAGGUUGGCAUCCAGCUUCAAAACUUGGGAGUUUUUCAAUCCUUUGUAAACUGAAGGGGCCUCCAAAGGCAUAUCAACAGAGGACACUGACAGGAACUAUUGUUGGGUAAUUAAAAGAUGAGACAAUAUUAUCAAGUCACACUUUCGAAAGUUUUCACGGCAAAUUCUGGAAAUGAUGGACAGCAUCCAGAGGGAUUUCCAGAGGAAAGUUUCGAUGGAGGUGAUACAAACCAAUGACUGGCCAUGAGAAAAAUGGGCUGUUUACAUGGAUACUAAGACGGUGUGAAACAAGAUGCAGUACCUGCGGGUUGGGAAAUUAAGUUUCAGGGGAAUAAUAAACCUGGCGGAUCAAGGAUUUGACAAAGGCCAUCAAGGAAUUCACUUCCUAACCAUUUCCGGUGAAGGACAGUAGAGAAAGGAUUGCCAUUGGAGGCAAGCUGUAAUAUUUACAUAAUAUAAUGAUAUGCAGUGUUAAUCCAUGGAACUGUAUCAGAAGGUUUGCUUAUCAGAGAUAUCAUCUGACGCUUAUCUUGACAUAUGAUGCUAAUAGAUGAUUAAUAUUGAUAUUUUUCAUCAGGGAGUCACCUGUUUGGAUCUAAUUACUCAAUCAAAUCCUCCGCACUUAAUGAAUGUGUAUUGUGCCGGCAUCUACAGCAGAAGACACAGUGCUGGGACACGCUAAUAAAACAUGUUCGUCAGCAGCAACAAACACCUGAGAACCCUCUUUUUGUUCUCUU
This is a messenger RNA of Xiphias gladius (swordfish), 2230 nucleotides long. RefSeq names its product UDP-Gal:betaGlcNAc beta 1,4- galactosyltransferase, polypeptide 2 (gene b4galt2). The coding region runs from base 4 to 1155 and encodes 383 amino acids. The transcript is spliced from 7 exons. The record is from RefSeq and is a predicted model, not a curated record. Gene Ontology annotation, biological process: carbohydrate metabolic process. Gene Ontology annotation, molecular function: glycosyltransferase activity. NCBI's taxonomy places the organism in Eukaryota, Metazoa, Chordata, Actinopteri, Istiophoriformes, Xiphiidae.